UCCAUCCAUGGCCUCCCGAAACCACAUCCCCACCCUCUCCACGCCCCUCCUCUCCGACUCCUCCUCCACCACCCCCACCCGCGGCGUCGCCAACGGCCACGCGUACAACCACGGCGAGUCGACAUGCGACGCCGACCCGUUCGCGUUCCUCUCGGAGGACCACCCGCCGCGCUCCCUCUGCCCGUCGCCCGCCGACCCGUUCCGGAACAGGACGCCGGGGUGGGGCGACGCCUACUGCUGGGCCCGGGCGCUGCUGCUCGCGCCGGUGGCGGCCGCGCGGCUGCUGCUCUUCGGCCUCGCCAUCGCGAUCGGGUACGCCGCCACGUGGGUGGCGCUGCGCGGCUGGACGGACUCGCGCGAGCGCCCGCGGGAGGGCGCCGGCCCCAUGCCGGCCUGGCGCCGCCGCCUCAUGUGGGUCACGCGGAUCUCCGCGCGAUGCAUCCUCUUCUCCUUCGGGUAUCACUGGAUCAAAAAGAAAGGAAAGCCUGCUCCUAGAGAACUUGCGCCUAUAGUCGUUUCCAAUCAUGUAUCUUACAUAGAUCCCAUAUUUUUCUUCUAUGAAUUGUUCCCAACCAUUGUUUCAUCGGAUUCCCAUGAUGCAAUACCAUUUGUUGGCACAAUCAUAAGAGCAAUGCAGGUUAUAUACGUUGAUAGAUUCUCGCCAGCAUCAAGGAAGUCAGCUGUGAAUGAAAUAAAGAGAAAGGCGGCUGGCAAUAAUUUUCCGCGCGUCCUGUUGUUCCCUGAAGGCACUACAACAAAUGGGAUGUUCCUGAUCUCAUUCCAACAUGGAGCGUUCAUACCUGGCUACCCUGUUCAACCUGUUGUUGUUCGUUAUCCCCAUGUGCACUUUGACCAAUCAUGGGGAAACAUAUCGCUAAUAAAGCUCAUGUUCAAGAUGUUCACCCAGUUUCACAAUUUCAUGGAGGUAGAGUACCUCCCUAUUGUCUACCCGCCUGAGAUCAAGCAAGAGAAUGCCCUCCAUUUUGCAGAGAAUACCAGCUAUGCUAUGGCACAUGCCCUUAAUGCUUUACCGACUUCUUAUUCUUAUGCCGAUUCAAUGAUUGCGUCAAGAGCAGCAGACGCUGGAAAGGCGAAUUGCUCAAAUUAUAUGGUGGAAAUGGCUUGGGUAAAAGAAGCGUAUGGUGUGACCACAUCAGAAGCAAUGGAACUCUUGGAGCACUUUUUGGCUAUGAACCCAGACAGUGAUGGACGUGUUAAAGCCCAAGAUUUUUGGGCUCUUUUUGGUCUAGAUUGCAGUCCUCUAUGCAAGAAGAUAUUUCACUACUUCGAUUUUGAAAACAAGGAAUCUAUCACUUUCCGACAGUUUGUGGUCGGGUGCGCGCACAUCAGGAAGCAGCCAUUGUUUGAGGGAGUGUGUGAAACCGCUUUCGACAAGUGCAAGGUCCCCGGAACCUCUGACAUCUCCCUUGCACAGCUAGCUGAUGCCCUACGGUCAAGCAUGCUUCCGCCAGCUGAUGAUGGGAUGCUGAAGCUGUUCGAGAUGUUCGACAUUGACAAUGACGACAAAAUCAGCAAGGAUGACUUCAUGGCAUGCCUUGCGAGGUUCCCUUUCAUGAUCGCCCUCUUUGCUGGCCGGAUCAACGGGGAAGUUUACAUCGAGAUAGUUUGAUACUGGAGUUGUCGCCCCUCCGUUUAUUUAGAGGGAUGAUUGCAACACUCCACCGUCCGUUUAGUCAAGACGGACCAAAGCCAAGCUUAUUCCCCCAGCUGCUUUGUGCAUCUCAAACAGGCUAAACCAGUACAGUGCGGCAAUUUUGUUUAAUUUGUUCUUGAAGGGGGUUUAUGUAGAUAGGAAUGUUGUGACAUAGACACUUGAUCCUGCAUAUGAUACAGCGUCAGUUGAACUGGAUGUGCACAUAGAAAGCACUUUGUAACAUGAAACAGAAUUUUUUGGAAGAAAAAUCUGGCUUUUCUCAUUUUAUAA
Molecule: messenger RNA, 1945 nt
Organism: Lolium rigidum
Lineage: Eukaryota; Viridiplantae; Streptophyta; Magnoliopsida; Poales; Poaceae
Product: lysophospholipid acyltransferase LPEAT2
Exons: 13
Coding region: 8-1630 (540 amino acids)
Biological process (GO): phospholipid metabolic process
Molecular function (GO): lysophosphatidylethanolamine acyltransferase activity; calcium ion binding
Source: RefSeq, a predicted model, not a curated record